Westerdykella ornata is the source of this 2795-nucleotide messenger RNA. RefSeq lists its product as uncharacterized. Lineage: Eukaryota; Fungi; Ascomycota; Dothideomycetes; Pleosporales; Sporormiaceae. The transcript has 6 exons. The record is from RefSeq and is a predicted model, not a curated record. The coding region runs from base 409 to 2565 and encodes 718 amino acids.
UCAGGAGAUGCAAUUGUUGAAGUCCAAAUAAGAAAGGCGAGACAGGAAGGAUGGUAACCUGGUCUGAGCUUAUCCGGACGUCGCAUCAUUCGCUCUUUGGCCUCCUGCUCCAAACAACUGUGCCUCCGGAUUAUCUUUAAUGGAAAACAAAUCGCCCGACUCUAGAAAAUUGAACACGUAUUCCCUAAAGCCGGGUUCCAUGAUCACACAAAGUUGGGGCGGCAGACGCCUCAAUUGAAUUUCUCUACAACCCGUCCAUUGUUGCCACUUCGAGCCAAGCCGAAACUUCUCUUCUUCUCAACAGCUCGUCACCCACCCUUUGCAUUCGACAAAGGAUACCACAUCAAUUGGACUCGCCAACUCCAGUAGCAACUUAACUCUAACAUACGCAGAACUGCCACCACUUAUAUGCCCAAUCCCGGCGCCACAUCGGAUCACAAACACGCAGGACAGGCCGAUAGCAUCGCACCCGACAUAUCGGGCGCAGAUACUAAUGGCCGCCCGACCAGAACGAAUGGACAGCAUAUCCGCCUCCCCGAGCAAUUGAACCGGCCGCGUCUAGAGCAGGUUAGUUCCACUCAUCGCAGUCUGAGCGAAGCUUUGAGAGCUGUGAGAAACAGGGAAGAGCAGGAAACAUUGCUGGAGGAUUAUGAGGGGCCAGAUCCGGAGGACGGAGGUGAGAUCGGGCCCGGGGAGGUUUUCUUUCAGGAUCCGUAUGAGCAUUUGCAGGUCUAUUAUACCAUUCAUCGAAUCCGGAGGAUUGUGCGAGCUAACAUCGAAGACCCCUACACAAUGGACCAGCUGCGGGAACCACGACUCAACGUCCUUGUUGUGAAGCCUCUAGUGGACCGGCUAUAUAACGAGGACGAUGUCUCGGUCGUGUAUUGCCUCCUCGUCAACCGUUUCCAGUUUUUGCGCGAGCAGCACUUCCAACACCAUCAAACAGUAAACCUUACUCGAGCAAAUCUCUGCGAACUGGUGGCCAUGAAGAUGCUACGCCGAUAUGAUGAGGAGAGCUCCGGGCGGCUAGGUCUCUUGCUGCUCGCCAAUAUCUUGGUUGCCCCCUUUCAGCCUUUCCAGAAUGCCCCUACUCAAGUCUGCCCGGAGCGCCGCACUUCUCGCUACCAAAUGCAGGGCGGUUAUGAGGGCAAGCUGACCGCUCUGGAAGUUGCCAUCAUCUCGGAGAGUAAAGUCUUCCUUAGUAGUUCGGCUUGCGUGAGGGUUAUUGACGCGGUAUAUCAAGGGAGAAUAAUCUACACGCCCACCGCCUUCAUGGACAUUAUCCCAGACCAUUACAAGCACAAAGCGAUUUCACUCUACGACCCCCGCAAGGCGCCAUUGCUGAACCAGUACCGGCUUUGUGUGCCUCGUAUACGUAGUAUCAUCGAAGUGGUUCAGUUCAUCGUACUUCUUGUACUGUACUCCUUCUGUAUGAUGAACCGCUCUGGAGCAUCAUUCGAUAUUUCAGAGUGUCUGUUCCUUAUUUACGGCUCAGGCUGGGUUCUGGACGAGUGUGCGGCAAUGCUGGGCCAUGGUUGGGCUGUGCAUACUCAAAACCUGUGGUCAUUCCUUGACAUCACCUUCGUGGGUAUAUACCUGGCAUAUCUGGCUUUGAGGAUCCGCGGCUGGGUCACGGGGGACCCCGAACUAGGCCGACAAGCUCUCGACGUACUCGCAAUCGCGGCACCCGUCCUCUUUCCCCGGCUGGCCUUCAAUCUGAUGCCAGAGAAUAUGCUCUUCAUCUCCCUACGAGCUAUGAUGAAGGAAUUCACUGCCCUGAGCCUCAUCGCAGUAUGGUGCUUUGGCGGUUUCCUCGUCUCGCUGAAGUGGCUCUCGAUGGGCAACACCGACACCGACCUGUGGGACCCGCCCACCCCUAUCAGUAUCUCCAAAUGGAUGCUGUGGAUCUGGUUCGGCCUCGAUGGCACCGGCAUCGACGAAGCGCCCAAAUUCCACCAGAUCCUAGGCCCCAGUCUGAUGAUCGUAUACGCAUUCCUCGGCAACACGCUCUUCCUCACAGUCCUCGUUUCCAUCCUCUCCAACACGUUUUCCAAAAUCGCCGCAGAUGCAAUGGCAGAGAUCCAGUUCCGCCGUGCGGUCCUCACUUUCGAAGGCGUCAAGUCCGAUGCCCUCUUUUCCUACAGGCCGCCUCUCAAUGUCCUCGCCGUCUUGCUUCUACCCCCCCUCAAAUUCAUCCUCGAUCCUCGCUGGUUCCACAAACUCAACGUGAUGCUCGUGCGUAUCCACAACGCCCCACUCCUUCUCCUCGUCUCAUGGUACGAGCGGCGUUACCUGUGGAAGUCGAAGCGCAACAAUGCGCAAGCGCAAUGUCCAGCAGAGCGGUCAAAGUGGAAUUUUUGGCGUUGGAGUGGCUUCUCCGUGCAUGCGGAUUUGCAAGCGGUGUUUGACGAGGAGCCACCGCCCGAGGUGGCGAGUAAAAUUGAGGAAGAGGAUGACUUGGAGGAUGCAGUUUUGGAGAACAGCUUUGCGGGUGCGGCACUGCGGAGUAUCAGUCCGGGGAGGACAAUGAGGCGAAGGAGGUUGAGUAGCGUUUGGCAGGGGUGAGGUAUAUGCGCACCGGAGAUAUUUCAGCUGUUCCGUACUUGUACUGUAGAAAAGUCAUUGUGCUGACUUUAGACUUUCGGAGGACUCCGUCCCUGUACAGCAUUUAGACACAGAAAAAAAAGCGGUGCCGUGGACUUAGCAAUGGGUAUUUCAUUCUGUACAAUAUUCCAAGCAGGUUGAAACUGCCCUAUCACUCACUAGAAGGUAUUGACAAAGUUCGGGUUUCCACG